This is a messenger RNA of Zingiber officinale, 2175 nucleotides long. RefSeq names its product agamous-like MADS-box protein AGL11. Gene Ontology annotation, cellular component: nucleus. The transcript has 7 exons. The record is from RefSeq and is a predicted model, not a curated record. Gene Ontology annotation, biological process: positive regulation of transcription by RNA polymerase II. Gene Ontology annotation, molecular function: protein dimerization activity; RNA polymerase II cis-regulatory region sequence-specific DNA binding; DNA-binding transcription factor activity, RNA polymerase II-specific. The coding region runs from base 1 to 723 and encodes 240 amino acids. Lineage: Eukaryota; Viridiplantae; Streptophyta; Magnoliopsida; Zingiberales; Zingiberaceae.
AUGGGGAGAGGAAAGAUUGAGAUCAAGCGUAUCGAGAACAACACGAGCCGGCAAGUUACCUUCUGCAAGAGGCGGAACGGGUUGCUCAAGAAAGCCUAUGAAUUGUCUGUGCUUUGCGACGCAGAGCUUGCGCUGAUCGUCUUCUCCAGCCGCGGCCGCCUGUACGAGUACUCCAACAAUAGCACCAAGACAACAAUAGAGAGGUACAAGAAGGCAUGCGCCAACACUUCAAAUGCAACCUGCACUAUUGACACCAACUCUCAGCAAUACUUUCAGCAGGAAUCAGCAAAGUUGCGCCACCAGAUACAGAUUCUGCAAAAUGCAAACAAGCACUUGAUGAGUGAAUCCUUGAGCUCACUCAGUGUAAAAGAGCUAAAGCAACUGGAAAACAGACUUGAAAGAGGCAUCACAAGGAUCAGAUCAAAAAAGCACGAGCUGUUGUUUGCAGAGAUUGAGUACAUGCGGAAAAGGGAAGUGGAGCUUCAGAAUGAUAAUGUAUACUUAAGAGCCAAGGUAGCAGUAGCAGAGAGUGAUCGAGCACAGCAAGAGAUUAUUGUGUCGACUGGCACGGAAUUUGAUACUCUUCCAACUUAUGAUUCGAGGAACUAUUACCAUGUCAACAUGAUGGAGGGAUCCUCUCACUAUUCUCAGCAUCAAGAUCAGACUUCCCUCCAUCUUGGUUAUGAGAUCAAAGAUAGUUCUGCUACAAAGAGCUCGAUGUAAGCAUCUCUGGUUCAAUGAAAUUGAUACUAGCUACUAGUGUCUCAGCACUUGAUGUUAAACCCACUGGUAUUUGUAACUCAUAUGCACACUUAUGUAUUGGUAUUUUGAAAAUAAACUGCACAUGUGGCUAAGCAAAAUUAUGAACCAGAUGUUCCUAAUCUUAAUACCUCUUUUUAAUUAUUAUUAUUAUUUUUUACUUAUCCUGGUUUAAGUUCAAAGUGAAAUCUUAAACUGCUUGUUAUGCGUAGCCUAGAAUUGAAUAAUAACCAUUCUCUGUUUUCAAAUUUUUUAAUUAACCUAAUCAAAUUUGUCCUCCAAUUUAUUCAAUAAUAUAAUAUUAACAUGGUUAAUAUUAUAUUAAAUUACUUGGAGUUCAAAUCUUCUGUCCCCAAUAUCACCUGUUCCCAUAUCUCACUCAUCAUCCCUGCCCACCAUCGGUGGCCUCCUGUCACCACCUCAAUCAAUACUAUAACCCUUAGGGAAGGUGAACCCAAGGGAGUCGUCAUCGGCACGAUCGACGUUGGAAUCUGACCGGAUCUAAGUAGACUUUCCUCUAUCGUCGAUCUGAGUCCCUGCUCAGAUUAACAUGGUUAAUAUUAUAUUAAACUUCCCUGUAUCCCACUCAUUGUCCUUGCCCACCACCGGCGGCUUCGUGUCGCCUUCCUGUCGCCGCCUCAAUUAACACUAUAACCUUUAGGGAAGGUGAACUUAAGGGAGUCGUUAUCGGCACGAUCGGUGUCGAAAUCCGACCGGAUCUGAGUAGACUUUCUUCUGCCGUCGAUCUGAGUCCCUACUCAGAUUCGGCUUGAUUCCGACGCCGAUCGUGCUGAUGACGACCCCCUUGGGUUCAUCUUCCCCAAAGAUUAUAGUGUUGAUCGGGAUGACGGCCGGAGGCCGUCGGCGAUGGGCUGGGACGACAUGUGGGACACGGGGAUAGAGAAAUUUGGGGACAGGAGAUUUGAACUAAACGAGGGACGCGAUGGGCUGGGACGAUGGCCGGAGGCCUGUCGACGCCGUCGGUGUAGAGCGGGCCCCGGUCUGACCACCCCGCCAGGAUCUCCUGGUAGUCGAGCUUGAGCGCCAGGAAUCAGGGCGUCGUGGCGCCCUGCCACAGAUCCACUCCGACGGCGACGGCGCCGGUGGUCGCCACCUCCUCGUCAGACGAGGAGGAGCGCCAGGACGCCCACCGCUCCCGGCCCCGGAGCGCUCGCCUCGCGAGCACAUCCGCGUCACCUCCGACAUCAUCCUCCCAGCUCAUCGACCGCGAAUCGACGGUGACGAAGAAGAUGCGCCGCCGUCGCCGCCGCCGAGGACGGCCGCGAGGGUAGGAUUCGUGUCCCCGCCGCAGUCUUCGAGGAGGGAGGCAACGGGGGUGUCGCGGUCGAUGAUAUCCGGCUGAAGCGGGAAGAGGUCCAGCUGGUGUCGGCCACCUAUCCACUCACCUUCGGCCGC